Molecule: messenger RNA, 2723 nt
Organism: Loa loa (African eye worm)
Lineage: Eukaryota; Metazoa; Nematoda; Chromadorea; Rhabditida; Onchocercidae
Exons: 16
Coding region: 1-2124 (707 amino acids)
Source: RefSeq, a predicted model, not a curated record
AUGACAAAAAUUUUUGCCCUAACUUCGAAUGGAAAAGAAGGUGAUGAGAAGUCGAAAGAAGUAGAAGGAAUUACAAUAUCGUCCACUACACCACAGGCUACCUUCUAUCCGGUCACUUUACCCAUCUCAUCUAUUGUUGCCAAAAAGCGAUGUGGUACAUCUCAUAUAUUCAUUAUUUUGCUAUCCCUUAUGACUCUAUCUAUGCUAUUCUACAUGAUUCCUGAUUUCUUCUAUAAAAGAGUCCAUCAUCUUGUUUCAAAUGAAGUUACCGUAAGUGGAUCAACAUCACCAUGGGUACGACGAUCUGGUAGAUUUGAUGUGGCGGAAGAGAAUACACUUUUGUUGCCUAAACUUGAUUCAAUGGAUAUAGCAGGGAAAAUGAAUAAAGUGGAUCAGAAUGGGGACAUGAUACAGGAUAAUCGUGACAGUCUUAUUACAGGAAAUCAAGAUAUAGAAACUGCAGGAAAUGAUGAUGGAGAAGUGAAACAACCAGAUGAUGCUGCUACACCUAAUCGUUUUGAAGCAAUGAAAGCGAUUGCAACUCUACUCAAAAUUCCUGGUGUUCAACAGGUAGCUGUUGUUCAGAAUAACGGUAAAAUACCUGCUGAUGUAAUCAUGAAACCUGAAAUUGUACCUAAUGAAAAAAGAAAUAAUGUAGAUGAAAUACAGCCAUCAAUUGCGAAAAGUUUGAUUCAACCACAAGCUCCAUUUGUACCACCAAUGGAAAUGAAAGGAUGGGAGUUGAUGAACUAUCGCCGAGCAAUAAGGGAGUGGCUGUUACGCCGUGAGAUGUUCAGAAGGCGGAUGUUGGCUGAGCUGGAAAGAGAACGUCAAGAAGCAGCAGAACGUAAAGUGUCUCAGUUCAUCAUGGGACUUCAAGAGCAACAAGAACCACCACAGCUUGAACAACUGCAACCAAUGUUACCCAUGCUUUCAUUUAAUGGGAUGAACUUGCUACCAGCGCCAGCGAUGUGGGUGAAUCAACAACCAUUGGAAGGAAAUCAACGUAACAUACCAAUAAUACCGAUGUUACCAGCGCCUAUAGUAGCACCCAGAAUUCCCCCCAUGCUUCCUUUCUUGAUUCCUAAACAAUUACAACAGGAACAGCAGCAGCAGCAGCAACAGCAACAACAACAACAACCACCAAUAGUGCCAAUUAAAUUGAUGCCACCACAGAUAUUGAGCAGAGAAGAAUCAAUAAUUCAACCUAUUGGAUCGGAUUCAGGAAAGCCAAGUACCACACCGUUGCAAAUUCGUGAUGAUUCUAUGAAUAGGCUUGAUUUGGAACAGAAGAAGAUACCUGUACCUGUAGUUGAUCAACCAAUACCAAUGACAUUUGAUGGAAUUCCAGAUCGUGAUACUAUCUUUAAAGAGUUACGAUCACGAGCACAAAUGCAACAACAAAUAUCGCAAACUAUCCUACCAGCAGCAAUGACACCACCUUUAAUUCAAAACGUUGUUCCACCAGCUCAGAUUAAUUCAGACGAGAUCUUUCGAGAGUUGCAACAUCGAGCUCUUCGAAUGCAAAUAGAGCAAGAUCGAUUGGAAGCCGAACAACGAGCAGAAAAAGAGAAAAGUAUUGAUGCUGAAAUACCAGUACUAAUGAUCGCUGAUACAUUUCCGAGACGAACAGUCGAAACGGUGGUAGAACAAAUAUCGGAGGAUACUACUACUAUGACUACUGCUAUCAACAUCGAGGCAACAACAAAGGGCAGAAAUUCCGCCAUCUCAUCGGAAUCUGUCCCAGCCUUCUUCAAUAUUUUUAACAAAGGAAUUCAAGAAACCGAGAUUACCAGUUCUUCCGAUAAAGAGCAAGAAAUAAGUGUAAAGAACGACGUAGCUAAGGCUGGACCGGAGCAUUCAACCGAAGAAGACACUUUUGGUGAAAUGUCAAUAGCUGAAAAUGACAGAGUUGGAUUGGUCGUGAAGCCAGAUGAAACCGCACCACAAGUCAAUUUCGUUCAAGAAUCUGCUACGACAGAAGCACCAGUAAGUAUUGGCACCUCAGAAGAGGCUCAUUCAGAAUCGUUCAAGUCUGCAUUCCCAAAUGAACCGGAUGAUACGCAUGGUAGUGACAUGUUGGGCACUCCAAUGAGACUGCUCGAAACCCCACAGAUCCAAUAAAAAUCAAAUCUGUAUAAAAAAAUGUAUGAUUUCGUAAAUUAUUUUGUUUUCCUUAAAAUAUUCCCAUAAAAAGAGGCAAAAAGCCUGCUACUUUGUACUUUUCACCAAUUAUGUCACCAAAUAUAGACACCUCGGACCAAUUCAGAUUUAGUGCAGUGAAUUCUCUCCCUUUUUUUCUCCUCACUUUCCCUUAGUAGUUCUAGACGUAUAUCAGUUUCCCGUAAGAAACAUUCAUUGUUAAUCAGCAAAAUAGCAUCAUUUGAUGCUUCCACUAAUUACUCGACUUACGAUAAAAUACAGUGACAUUCGCAUAAAUCUCACAUACCCCAAGUUUAAAUGAGCAAUAUAUUAAAUGCGUGAAGUUUUUUCAACAAUAAGAAAGUACAAAUAUAUAAAACGAUAAGCUCAGUUUUGGUCUUUUUUAUCUGCAUACAGACCUAAACACUAACAUUUGAUAAGGAGAUAUAAUGACGUAUCUGCAAGUCUUUAACAUUCUGGAAUGGUAGCUAACCCAAGGCUUUUCAGUAUUGGAUAUUCUACAUUGUUUAGGUCAAAAGUCAGAUGAGCGCGAAUGGAUCUGUUAAUAUCAAAAUUUUCCG